GUGAGACGGAGCACGGCAGGACAGAGGGCGAGGAGGGUGGGCCCAGAGCAGAGAGCCACGCCCCCUUGCUGUACUACGAGCUGCAGACGGCGAUCAAGUCUCUGCUGAAGCACAUCAACAUACCUCUGCACCAGGCCCGUCACUUCCGUCUCUACAGUCAGGAAGUUGUGGAGCUCGGUCACAGCGUCUCCUUCCUGCUGCUGCUGCCGGCGGCCGAUGACGUUUGCUCCGCCCCCGGGCAGUCCAACCCCUACACCCCCCUGUCAGGAUUCCUCCUCCUCCCCCUGCCAAUGUUUGAACUGGUUCAUUUCUGCACCUACAAAGAGAAGUUCAUCAGUCUCUACUGUCGUCUGUCCUCCGUCCUGGACCUGGACGCCCUCAUUACCCAGCAAGCACUGCGGGAGGCCAUCACCGACAGUGAGGUGACCACAGCCAAGCAAAGACAUCAGCUCAUCCUGGACUACAUCCAGCAACUAGACGAAAUGCGUCGGGACCUUCGUUGGAUCACGGAUGCUUUGCAGUACGCUCGCUACAAGCAGCCACGUGGCGGCGUACCAAUCACCUGCCUGGUGGACGCCAACGCUCCAGAGAGUAUCUUCGACCAACAAAAGACCGACUCCACCUCCUCGACCAUGGACUACUUGCCCACACCUUCGCCCUCGCCUGAACUCCACAGGAGGAAAGCCAUCAGUGACUCUCUGCUUGGCUCCGAUGAAGACGGCUCCUCUGAGGUUUUUCUGCCAACAGACAGCGACUAUGACUCCAGUGACGCACUGAGCCCCCGCGAGCUGGACCUGCUCUACUCUCCGUCCCAGGACCUUUCCCAGCAGGCUGUGCACUCGCUGGGCGGCAGCGCCCCUGAUGUGCUGCAGAUCCACGAGCUCAGGUACAGCGUCUUCCCCCCCAAAGACCUCCCCCUCUCCCCAACGGUCAAGGAUCCCACAACUAAAGACGCCCCUCUCUCUUCCCCCCUCCUCCCCAACUCUCCCUCUCAAUCCAAAGACUUCCCUCUCUCUAUGUCCACUUUACCUCGCUCGCCCUCCCUCUCCAGGACCCUCUCUACCUCUCCUUCCCUCCCCCUCUCCCCCAGAUUCUCCAAAGACCUUCCUCUUUCCCUCCCUCUCUCCCCGGCUCUGUCCGACACCACCAAGACUCUGGAGGGCCUCUCUCUGUCUAAGAGCCACCAGGAGGAGGUUGCUCCCCUAAGGGCCCUCACCAACCCCUCCUCCAAACGCAAACUGCUCUCCAGGAGUCACAGGGGCCAGUACUUCAGUGGGCCGCAGGGCUGGCUGAGGGGCCACAGUGGGGAGAGUCACACGGGGUCUUUAUCUGAGGGCGUCUACACCAAGCAGCUCGAUACGAACCUUCCCCUGGUCGGGGACCCGCCCAACCCACAGGGCACCACCUACGUUAGCCACGCCUCCCACGUCCUUGAGAGUCAGAGGAGCGGACAGCGUGAGCCACGGCCCCACGUCCGCAGGAUCUUUGUGGAGCCCUGCAACAAGCCGUCGCUGGGCCAGGAGAGGAGGGGCUGGGACGAGGAGGAAGGCGGAAAGAUGACGGAGAAGGUGUCAGCUGCAAGUGUGUCGGGGGUCGAGGCUCAUGGGGCGGAGUCUGGAGGGAAAGGGGAGGGGCCAGAGGGAGCCACGGCGCCGGACAUAGACUCAGACGACCAAACCAAUGCCCAAGUCUCAGAGAUACUGAGCAGCACGCUGUAGAGUUUGAACCACUUCUGAGGAUUUAAAGCUUCACUGGGCAAAUUUUUAACAACAGCUUUUAUUUUAAUUCACAGUGAUGCAUCCUGUCAGUGGUUCUGUCGCCAUGUUUGACUCUUUAUACGACGCCGCCCCUCACAGGUCACUGAGGCAGACAUGCAGCACUUGGUCCAGUCCUCAUCCUCAGAACCCAAACAAGUGUCUUAUUGAUGCCUCUUGUGGACAAAGCAGGGACAACAGCAUUGACCGAGACAAAGAAGACGAUGCACUUGAAAACCAACUCGUACAAGUUUUAGUCAGUUUACGUUAGAUUAGCCUCCAUUAAAAUGUUUCGGUCGGAAGCAGUCGCUCAGUGGUUCUUAGAACAACUGACCCAUUUUUGACCCAAUGCUUCCAAGGACCCACAGGAACUCAACUCAGGAACUCACUAAGAUUCAAGGGUUUAUUGUCAUAUGCACAAAAAUUACAUUAUGCUGGCAAUGAAAUGCUUGAGUCCCAGGCUCCCCUCCAGCCAC
Paralichthys olivaceus (Japanese flounder) is the source of this 2230-nucleotide messenger RNA. The record is from RefSeq and is a predicted model, not a curated record. Lineage: Eukaryota; Metazoa; Chordata; Actinopteri; Pleuronectiformes; Paralichthyidae.